Molecule: messenger RNA, 1179 nt
Organism: Dendronephthya gigantea
Lineage: Eukaryota; Metazoa; Cnidaria; Anthozoa; Malacalcyonacea; Nephtheidae
Product: thymidylate synthase-like
Exons: 6
Coding region: 42-983 (313 amino acids)
Biological process (GO): dTMP biosynthetic process
Cellular component (GO): cytosol; mitochondrion
Molecular function (GO): thymidylate synthase activity
Source: RefSeq, a predicted model, not a curated record
GUGUGUCUUUAUGUUAAACUUGAGGUGAAAUAUUUAGAUCGAUGAUGCUGAGUGUUGAAGUUAACUGCGGUCUUGAGAAGUCUGAUGUGUCUAAAGGGAACACAACGAGUCGUGCAGAUCAUGAUGAAUACCAGUAUCUUGAUCUCAUUCAGAGGAUAAUGGAUCAUGGAAAAAUAAGAGAAGAUCGAACAGGAACUGGUACCAUUUCAAUGUUUGGCACACAGAUGCGUUUCAGUCUGAGGGACGGAGUAUUUCCGUUGCUUACCACAAAGCGUGUGUUCUGGCGAGGCGUGGCAGAGGAACUGUUGUGGUUCAUACAAGGGUGCACAAAUGGGAACAAACUUGCGGAAAAGAAUAUCCACAUUUGGGAUGCCAAUGGUUCUAGGGAGUUCCUGGAUAACAGAGGCUUGACGCAUUACGAGGAGGGAGAUCUGGGUCCAGUCUACGGCUUUCAAUGGCGGCAUUUUGGUGCAGAAUACAAGAGCAUGCAUUCAGACUAUACUGGUCAGGGCGUUGACCAGCUGAGGAAUGUCAUUCACACAAUCAAAACCAACCCUUGUUGCAGACGUAUCAUAAUGUCAGCAUGGAACCCCACUGACCUGCCCAAGAUGGCAUUACCCCCCUGCCAUUCGUUGGUUCAAUUUUAUGUAUGUGAUGGUGAACUCUCAGCUCAACUGUAUCAAAGAUCUGGUGAUAUGGGUCUUGGUGUACCAUUUAACAUUGCCAGUUAUGCAUUGCUAACAUACAUGAUUGCUCAUGUUUGUGAACUGAAGCCAGGAGACUUUGUUCACACUCUUGGUGAUGCGCAUGUUUACUCCAACCACUUGGAAGCACUUAAAAAACAGUUAAAAAGAACCCCAAAGCCAUUUCCUAGGCUUAAAAUCAAGAGAAAAAUCACUGAAAUCGAAUACUUCACUUACGACGAUUUUGAAUUAAUUGAUUAUCAACCUCAUCCAAAAAUUAAAAUGGAGAUGGCAGUCUAACAUUGGUUAAAUAACCCAAGAAAAUCACUUUGAUAUUUUCAUAUAUGUAUAUAUUUUGUUGAACACAGUAUGGCCACCUUGCACGGUAUAUACCUUGCAAAAUAAACAUUUAUUUAUACUGUAGAUGAAUUUGUAUUUUUUAAUAAUAUUGCUUUAGACAAAGGGGAUAUAAUUUGAACUUGUUUUUCAAUCUUAA